Molecule: messenger RNA, 802 nt
Organism: Salvia miltiorrhiza (redroot sage)
Lineage: Eukaryota; Viridiplantae; Streptophyta; Magnoliopsida; Lamiales; Lamiaceae
Exons: 2
Coding region: 357-791 (144 amino acids)
Source: RefSeq, a predicted model, not a curated record
ACCGCAAGUAGGGUUUGCUUUCUCCAAAAACAUUACCGCCGCAAGCCGUUUGCUUUCUCCAAAAAAAUUACCGCCGCAAGCCGUCUCCCUUCGCCUCGCCGUCUUCGCCAUCUCCGCCUCGCCAUCUCUCUGUCACCUCUCGCCGUCUCCCUCUCGUCUGUUGUCGUCUCCCUCUCGCCUUUCAACAAAGUCAAGCUUUCAACCAGCGAACUCAGGCUCUGAAUGAGCUCAGCCUCUCAGAUCCUCGCCGGCUCCGUUUUUCCGGUGGACGUUCUUUGACUCCCUCUCGGAUCUCUACCGGCGAAGUAUCAGCUUUCUACCACCUGAAAUCUCGUCAGCUUCUCUCCAUUUCCGUCAUGGAUGCACCGCAGGAGGAGAAUUCUAAUUAUUUGAGGCCGAGUACAAUUAAUGUGGCUUCAAAUGUUGGGACAUAUUACAAGACAAAAUACUUGAAAAUGGUUAGGAAGGUAUUGAAUGCGAAAUGUGGUCAACCGUUGGUGGACAGAUUUUUAAGUGGUUGUUUCGGACACUUAUUAGAUUGGAAUCCGGGGUCAAAGUGUGCUAUGGCUGUUCACCAUGUAGUUUCUCGCCAAAUCCGAUCAAAUGAUAAUGGAUUGUGGUCUUUUAUUAACGGGAGUAGGUUAAAUUUCUCGGAGAGGGAUUAUGCCCUUGUUAGAGGGCUGAAUUUUGGAGAAACUGACUUUGAUACGAGGGCACACCACGAUCUCCGGAAUGUUGAAGUGUUCAGAAAAUUUUGUUGUGGGCAGAGGACUGAAUUUUGGAGAAACUGACUUUAAAAUAA